AUGCAGAGAUCAACAGAUCAGGGGGUGCCCACUACAUGUGUAACACAGCCCUACACCUACGGCUCAGAGAACAUUGUGCAACCACUGCAACAAAAGGACAAAGAAGUAAUCCAGCUAAAACAACAAGACCAUAAAAGGCGAUAUGAGCUGCUUAAAUGUAAAGGAGAUUUUUUCCAGAAACAGUCCAAUGUGCUCAGGCAGAAAACAGAAGAGGCAGCAGCUGCCCACAAAUGCUUCAAGGAACCCCACCACCACCACCAAAGGCAAUAGGAAGCUGCAGAAAAACAGAAAGAAACUCAGACCCGCGGAAUAGAAGGCACAGAAGCACGAGUGAAGAACUGGCUUAGAAAAGAAACUGAAGUUAUGAUCAGUAUUGAGGAAGUCAAGUGCCAUCUGAAUGACCUUCGUGAAGAGCAAAAGAUCCUAGCCUUCGAUGUGGCUCAACUUAAAGAAAGCAAGAAACCUGGGGAGAACCCACCACCUAAGCUCCAGAGGAGCACAUUGGCCAGUGAUGAAGGCUGUGGUCAGGAUUCAGAGCCAGAGGAUGCUAUCACAAAGCAGAUUAACAGUCUAGAGUCUGAAAUGGAACUCAGAAGUGCUCAGGUUGCUGACCUACAGCAAAAGCUCCUGGAUGCAGAAAGUGAAGACAGAUCAAAAUGGCACUGGGAGACUAUUGCUGCUACUCUGGAAGUCAAAUGUGCACUAAAAUAUUUGGUUGAAGAGCUGGUCGCCUCCAGACUAUGGGUCAGCAAGCUUGAAAGCAACUUGAAACAGAGCCAGGCCAGCUAUUCUAAAAUGCAGGGGAUGCUGUUUGAGGAGAGGAAUCAUCUUGUUGUACUAGAGACAGGGUUGAAAGCUGAGUUGCUCAAAGUGAAGCAAAAGCACCAGGAGAAGGUGCUCUACCUCCCCAGUCAGAUGCAGCAAAGACAAACAGGGAGACACAGCAUCCACUGGGGAAAGGAGCAGCAGCUGCUCAACACCUCGCAGUGUCAGGAAGAACAGUUUAGGAAAAUGCAAGAAAGAUGUGAGCAAAAUCGGCAGGUUCUCCAAGAGAAUAAAACCACCAGACAGAAACUGACCCUUCUUCAAGGGCCCAGAGGCCAGAAAUCUCAUCUUCCCAAGCAUGGCAGCCUUCAAUCUCCAGAUUCUUCCUUUGACUACAUCCCACCUCCACCCAAACCAUCCCAUGUUAGAGACAAGUUCCUGGAACAGAGCAUGGACACUGAGGAUCUGAAGUAUCAUUCAGCGCAUUCUACAAAUGAGUCUGAAGAUGGUGAUGCUGAAGAUGAGGAGUGGAAACCAAGGAAACUGGCUAAAGUGCCCAGGAAGACCAUCCACAGGUGUUCCUGCAGGGGAUGGUGCAGGAACAAACACUGUGGGUGCAGGAAACAAGGAGUGAUCUGCAGUGGGGCCAGUGGUUGUGACCACACAAAGUUUCAGAACCAUCAGCAAAAACAAGAUUGCUUGGGUGCUAUUGAGUGGAACCAGGAUUUUGAAGGCUCCUUCAAGCUGGAGGAUCCUACAGAGGUGGUCCCAGGACUGAGCUUCUUCAACUCCAUCUGUGCCACUCCCAAUACCAAGAUCCAAAAAGAGACAUGUGAUAUGGAUCAGGUUCUGUUAAGGACGAUGGCUCUUACAGUUUCCUUAGAUGUGUCAGACAUAAAACACAGAGCAACAGAAUCCCAAGAAAAUAAGACUACAGAGAAGAAGAAGAACCGAGUUCUGGCCAGCAAUAGCACCUUCUUCUCUGGCUGCUCUCCUACCAAAGAGGAGACCCACUGA
Messenger RNA from Myodes glareolus (Bank vole), 1782 nucleotides. Lineage: Eukaryota; Metazoa; Chordata; Mammalia; Rodentia; Cricetidae. The record is from RefSeq and is a predicted model, not a curated record.